Messenger RNA from Pocillopora damicornis (cauliflower coral), 1657 nucleotides. RefSeq names its product octopamine receptor beta-2R-like. Lineage: Eukaryota; Metazoa; Cnidaria; Anthozoa; Scleractinia; Pocilloporidae. The record is from RefSeq and is a predicted model, not a curated record.
ACAGUAUGGAAAAUAUGAAUACCGUUUUUUUAGGGUUGUAAAAGCAUUAAAUAUUUACGUCAAAAUUUAUUUCCUCUACGAUUCAGUAUGGUACAGUAUGGUGCUUUCAAAAUCGAGAUUGUACCAUAGUCGAAACAGAAAAAAAACUUACGAAAUUGUUUACACUUCCUUUCCGGAAAGAAUGUUUGUAAUAAGGAAAAUGCGAGAUCCGAAACAAUUGGAAGCAGGUGAAGUGAUGAUCUGGAAAAGAACUUGACGCGUUUGAGCAAACAAUUGAAAAGAUCGAGAGCAAAUGCUGGAAAAAAUUAAUUAAUUAAAAAACUAGGAGAGUUUUUCAAUCGCAAGAGGCUGAUGAUAUUUGAAACUGUUUCACAGCCGUCUGAACGAAACAAAUCAGGCACUCAUCUUUCGUCUCCAGGUGAACUUGAAAAGAAAAGAAAAGAAAAGAAAAUUUCUGCUCCAUUAACGUCGACCAGCUUUUUCAAACAGAAACAAUACAACUGGCGAGUGAAAAGCAAAUUGAGAACAAUUUCCCGUGGAUUGAAGGCGAAAGCCUGGAUUUUGGUACGAAACAGUUUUCACAUCGAUCUUUGGUCUAAAUUUCGGCCCGCCAAUUUCUUCAGAGACCGAACAAAAUUCAUAGCAUCGAGCUCCAAUCGGGGAGAAGAGGCAAGGUACAGAACAUGCACAAAUGGUUCUGGAUUAUCGGUUGGUUCCCCACUAUUAUGGCCGUGGCAGGAAACGCAGUUGUGAUUUGGCUCAUAAUAACAAAAAGACGGCUGCGAACUACAGCUAACUGGUUCGUUACGUCCCUAGCGGCUGCCGAUUUCUUCAUUGGUAUAUUUUUCUUCCCUACUCUGUACACCUGCAAGAUUCGAUGGAGUUUGUGUUCUUCGCAAAAGGGUCACGUUAUCACGAUUCUCCUGAGUUUUCUGCUGCACGCUUCGGUGGGGAAUUUAUGCGCGAUGACAAUCGAUCGUUACGUCGCCAUUGCGUUGCCUCUCAAGUACAUUGUUUACAUGACGCCAAAAAGGAGCUUUCCAAUGAUAGCCGCAACAUGGAUUUUCCCAGCAGCAGUGUGGAUUCUUCACACAGUCAUCGUAACGUAUUUUGGUGCAUCGGCCACGGCGUUUGCUGUAACUGUCGUUAGAAAGUGCGUUCUUGAGUUUCUUCCCAUGAUCUUCCUGACUUUAGCCACAAUUCACAUGCUUAUGAUUGUUCGAAGGCAUAAGAAAGAAAUCUCGUCUCUCCUGGCCGAUUUGCAAUAUAAUCGGCCUAUCUCCGACGAAAAGCCGAAAAUUUUCCGACGGAUCCCUGAGGCGUCCUCGGCGACGGUUGUAGCAGUCGUGGUUUUCAUCUUCGUUUUUUGCUACUCGAUCGAAACUUACUUAUUUUUCUGUACAGUCUGUCCGUCAGCUUUGAUAGACGUCGUUUUAUUUUUCUUUCUACUAAACGCCGCUGCAAAUCCUCUCGCUUACGCGUUCUUGAAGAAGGAUAUCAGGAGAGAGUUGGGAAAAGUUUUUAGAGACAAUUGUUUACACAGAAAAGUAGUCAGUCAUAAGUGAUUGUGAUAUUCAAAAAUACAUGAAGAUCCUCGAUAACGGGUCAAAAAGUAUCGUAAAAAAGUUGAUUAUCUUCGCUGUGAUAAUAAAUUAAU